Messenger RNA from Protopterus annectens (West African lungfish), 839 nucleotides. RefSeq names its product zinc-binding protein A33-like. The record is from RefSeq and is a predicted model, not a curated record. The coding region runs from base 58 to 753 and encodes 231 amino acids. The transcript has 3 exons. Gene Ontology annotation, molecular function: protein binding. Lineage: Eukaryota; Metazoa; Chordata; Ceratodontiformes; Protopteridae.
AUUUUACGAAUUCACAGUCAUAGAAGUAUUUCAGUUCACUCAAAUAUCAUUAAAAUCAUGUUAUUCUAUUCCACACAGAGUCUCAAGAAUGAAACAGAAAGGAACAAAGACAGUCAGGAAGUGAAAACUGAUGCUGUAGAAGUUAUUUCUGAUGAUCUGACUCUAGGGGUAUACAAAGGUCCUCUACAGUACAAAGUUUGGAAGGAAAUGCUAUCUGUCCUCAUCCCUGACCUGUCUCUUCUGACCCUGGACGCUAAUACAGCACAUACCCAUCUCAUUCUGUCUGAGGAUUUGAGUAGCAUGAGAUGUAGCGACAGACCCCAGCUCACUGAUAAUCCUGAGAGGUUUGUUUACUAUACAAGUGUGCUGGGAUCAGAGGGGUUCACAAAAGGAAGGCACUACUGGGAAGUGGGGGUUGGGAACAAGACGUCCUGGCAUGUGGGUGUUGUCAGAGAGUCCCUCUGCAGGAAGGAGUUCAAAUUCCCAGCCCCUAAGAAUGGAUACUGGAUUCUGCAUUUGAGCAAAGGAAAUUACAGAGCACUGGAUUCAUCAGUGAAAGUUCUCAGCCUGAAUGUGAAACCUCAGAGGAUAGGUGUGUACCUGGACUAUGAGGAGGGACAGGUGUCAUUUUAUAAUGCUGAUAACAUGUCUCACCUCUACACCUUUAAUGAUACCUUCAGUGAGAGACUCUACCCUUACUUCAACCCCCAUCUUAAUGCUGAGCCCCUGACACUGUUUCACCUGAAAAUCUAAUGUGAACUUGCAUGUACCAAGGGUUACUGUGAUUGAAACUGCUGAUAUGUUUAAAUGUCUGUGCAAUAAACAUCUCCCACACACAA